ACGCCGCCUUGUUUUGACGGGAGAGGGCGGCCGGUGAGGAGGUUUGAACCUUACGCGAGGGCAACCGCUUAAUAGCCGUAUGGACCACUCUAAAAUGGGCAUUUUUGUCCUGGUGUGGCUUUUCCUGCUGGUCCUUCACUACUCGACAUGUGCUGCUGACGCGAUAAGCGAGAGGAAAAAUGUCCUCUUCAUCAUAGCAGAUGACUUGCGGACAUCCCUGGGGUGCUAUGGGGACUCCCUGGCUAAAUCACCCAACAUUGACCAGCUGGCAUCCAAAAGCCAAGUUUUUCUCAACACUUUUGCACAGCAAGCUGUGUGCGCUCCCAGUCGGACAUCCAUGUUAACCAGUCGCAGACCGGACACAACCAGGCUCUAUGACUUUAACUCCUACUGGAGAGUCCACUCUGGCAACUACACAACCCUGCCGCAGUACUUUAAAUCUCAAGGGUACUUCACUAUGUCUGUGGGCAAGGUAUUUCACCCAGGCAUUGCCUCUAACAUGACUGAUGACUACCCUUACAGCUGGUCCAUCCCAGCCUAUCACCCACCGUCAUUCAGAUAUGAGAAAAAAAAGGUGUGUAAAGGGGAGGAUGGUAAACUCCACGUCAACUUGCUAUGUGCAGUGAAUGUGGCCGAGCAGCCUGGGGGAACCCUCCCUGACCUGGAGAGCGUAGACGAGGCGGUGAGGUUACUGAAGACUCGACCCAACGAUGGCACUCCUUUCUUCUUGGCUGUGGGCUUUCAUAAGCCACACAUACCUUUUAGGAUACCACAGGAGUACCUGAGCCUUUAUCCUCUAGCUCAGAUGACUCUGGCCACUGACCCAGAUGUUCCUGAACGCCUUCCUCCUGUGGCCUACAACCCCUGGGUGGAUUUAAGGAAGAGAGAGGAUGUUCAAAAACUCAACAUUAGCUUCCCCUAUGGACCUAUACCUAAAGACUUCCAGCUGCGUAUCCGUCAGCACUAUUAUGCUGCAGUGUCUUAUAUGGACGCACAAGUUGGGCGGCUGCUCAGUGCACUGGGAGAUCUGGGGCUGGCUAACAACACUAUGGUGGUGUUCACCUCUGAUCAUGGUUGGUCGCUGGGUGAACACGGCGAAUGGGCUAAGUACUCAAAUUUUGAUGUCACAACACGCGUACCUCUGAUCCUCUUUGUGCCGCGUGGCACUGAAGUCAGUAACUCAGCCUUCCCCUUUAUAGAUGUCUUAAGCCAACCAGAGCAGAGAUUCAAAAAUGGCAAAGUUAGAAGCAGCCUGGUGGAGCUGGUGGAUGUCUUUCCUACUGUGGCCUACCUGGCUGGCCUCAAAGUACCGAUGUAUUGUCCAGACAUUUCUUUCCAGGUGGAGUUGUGUACAGAAGGAGAAAACCGGGCCUAUACCUCUCUACAAGCGCAAAUGGAAAGGAGCUCAGAAGAUAUAGCUUUCAGCCAAUAUCCUCGGCCUGCUGAUACACCACAGGAGAACUCUGACCUUCCCAACCUUGAAGACAUAAAGAUCAUGGGUUACUCUCUGCGCACCUGGGACUAUAGGUACACUCUGUGGCUGGGCUUUAAUCCUAAAACCUUUCAGGUGAAUGUGUCUGAUGUCCACGCCGGGGAGUUGUACCUGUUAGCGGACGACCCCGAUCAGGACAAGAACGUCUACGAGGACUACAUGAGGAAGACUGCCAACCUUCCUCAUACUGUGAGUUUACAGAUGAGACUGAAGCUGCAGUUCCAGUACCUCACAGCAGGGAUGAAAACGCGCAGAGGGGAGAGAUGAGGACGAGAACAAAACACAACAGAUGGGGACGAGCAAAAAGGGAAGAUGGAUGGAUGAGAGGGAGAAAAAUGCUCGGAUGCUGUGUUUACUGUAGUCAAUACAUGAAUCAUUAUGUGAUAUCCAUGUAAUUUGUGUGAAAUUGGCUCUUCAGGCUAAUGUUUCCAUUCAAGAACUCAUUGAUGGGCAGAUUUAGUUUCUGGCUUUAAAAAAAUAUAUUUCACUCAUGCUUUGUUUCACCAAGUGGAGUUCAUGAUUUGCAAAGUAUGUUGAUGCUAACAAAAGGAAACAUCUCUAUGUGCAGAAACUUGUAAUUCAUUCAUCUUCCUUCUGUUAAACACAGCUUCCAGUGUUUUCAGUGUCUGGUCUCUUCACAUCAGCCAUUCAUGUCUGUGUAAACUGCAGCAUCAGCCUGUUUGGAGGAAGAGUCGUGAGGAAGAGUUGAGGAAAGGAAAAUUUUCUGCUUAUCUACUGUAGUCAAAGGAACACUGGCCUGUUUUUAACAGUUAGCUGCCUUUUUGUUUGGAGGUUAGAUGAGAACAUUGGUACCCCCCCC
Messenger RNA from Archocentrus centrarchus (flier cichlid), 2312 nucleotides. It is a transcript of the gene ids, whose product is annotated as iduronate 2-sulfatase. The record is from RefSeq and is a predicted model, not a curated record. The transcript is spliced from 13 exons. NCBI's taxonomy places the organism in Eukaryota, Metazoa, Chordata, Actinopteri, Cichliformes, Cichlidae. Gene Ontology annotation, molecular function: iduronate-2-sulfatase activity. Bases 80 to 1759 code for a protein of 559 amino acids. Gene Ontology annotation, cellular component: cytoplasm.